Molecule: messenger RNA, 1188 nt
Organism: Monoraphidium neglectum
Lineage: Eukaryota; Viridiplantae; Chlorophyta; Chlorophyceae; Sphaeropleales; Selenastraceae
Exons: 5
Coding region: 1-1188 (395 amino acids)
Biological process (GO): regulation of transcription by RNA polymerase II
Source: RefSeq, a predicted model, not a curated record
AUGUGGGGCCAGGAGUGGGAGGCGGCCCUGAAAAAUGGAGCCCAGCCCGAUGCAGGCAGCAAGUCGCCGCCAUGGGAGGAAGCCCUCGCGACGCCGCACCCCGCCAGCGCAAGCCGCGCAGAAGCAGAGCAAUGGGCGGCCGCUUUGGGAUCCUCGCAUCUUUCAGGACCGCACCUGGUCGCCGCCAUUGAGUGCGGGUCUCAUUCGACGCGCCUUCUCAUAACCGAUGGCCGCCACGAUCUGGAGCGGAUUACAAUAGACACAUGCCUAGGAUCUGCAGACGCAUCAGAUUCGACCGCCCCUGCCCCGUUUGGCGCCGAGACGCUCGCGGCGCUCGCAAGUUUCGCGCCGCUGCUGCGCCGCACGGGCGGCGGCGGCGUCGAGAGGGUGCGGGCGGUCGGGACGGCGGCGCUGCGGGCCGCGCCGCCGGCCGCGGCGGGGGGCUUCUUGGCGGCGGCGCGGGAGGCGCUGGGGCAUCCAGUAGAGGUGCUCUCAGGGCAGGAAGAAGGGGCCCUCGCCUUUGCGGGAGCCACCAGCAGCCUGGACCCCGGCCAGCCCUGCCUGCUGAUCGACCUGGGCGGCCGCUCCACAGAGCUCUGCUACGGGCUCGCCGGCACCCAGCAGCCGGAGUGGGUCGCGUCAAUGCCGCUGGGCUGCCUCUCAGUGCAACGCGCCGCCGGCGACCCUAGCGGCUGGACGUCGGCCGCCGAAGCCGCGCUGCGGCUGCACGGCGGCGCCGCCGCGGCGCGGCUGCGGGCGGCGGCUGCGCCGGGGCCGGCGGGCGGACCAGGCACGGGCGCGGGGCGCCUGCUGCUGGUGGCGACGGGUGGGACUGUCACGAGCGCCGAGGCGCUGGCGCUGCGGUUGCCGCGGUAUGAGCACGCGCGGGUGCACAUGGCGCGGCUAGGGGUGGCGCAGCUGCUCGCCAUUGCAGAGGAGCUGGCAGAUAAAGAGGCACAGGCGAGGGCCAUGGGGGCGCUCCCCUGGCUGACCCCCGAGCGCGCCGCGUCGCUCGGCCCCGGCUGCGCCGCGCUGGCGGCGGCCGCGCUGUGGGUGGAGCGGCAGUGGGACGGCCCGGAGGGCGGCGGCGGCGAGGGUGGCGGCAGUGGCGAUGCAGGCGGUGUGCUGGUGGUGUCUGACAGAGACCUGUUGGACGGGCUGGCACUGCAGCUGCUCGAGGGCGGUUGA